UUUCCCGGAAAAUUCUACUUUUGCCCAUCGUUUAAGAAAAUUGAUUUUGGUGACAACCAAAUCAUUAAAACCGUCAACAACGCCCGUUUUUAUUUUCUUUUGACUUUUAUUUUAUCAAUCCUUUCAAACUCGACAUUUUAAAUACCGAGUUCUAAAUCUGUCCUCUGCAAAAAAAUCAUUUUUGGGUUUUAGACUUCAGAUUGUUACUUUUGCUGUUUGUUUGUUGGCAUUGAAACAAACUUUGAAAAUGGUGGGAUCGGAGCCUGAGAAAAAGAAAAGAAACAGCGAGGGAAAGCAAUGGAGAUGGGUGGUAAUUGGUGCUAUAAUUGCUUUGAUUUUUGCUUUUACUACAGCUUCUAUCACUACCCCAAAUAUUAAUCUUUUUGGACAACCCAAUGAGUCUUGUAGCUGCCCUCAGAAGUAUAGUGGGAUGGUGGAAGAUUGUUGUUGUGAUUAUGAGACAGUAGACCGUCUUAAUGAAGAAGUGUUGCAUCCAUCUCUCCAAGACCUUGUGAAAACCCCAUUUUUCCGAUAUUUUAAGGUUAAAUUAUGGUGUGACUGCCCUUUCUGGCCUGAUGAUGGCAUGUGCCGGUUGAGGGAUUGCAGUGUUUGUGAAUGCCCAGAAGGUGAGUUCCCAGAAUCAUUCAGGACACCAUUCCGUGGUGGCCUUCCAUCAGAUAAUCUUUUAUGUCAAGAAGGAAAACCUCAGGCUGCUGUUGAUCGUACCCUGGAUAGUAAAGCAUUUAGGGGAUGGACAGAAAUAGACAAUCCUUGGACAAAUGAUGAUGAGACUGACAAUGCUGAAAUGACAUAUGUGAAUCUUCAACUGAACCCUGAACGAUAUACUGGGUACACUGGUCCAUCAGCUAGAAGAAUAUGGGAUGCUGUUUACUCAGAGAACUGCCCCAGAUACCCAUCUGAAGAGUUGUGCCAAGAGGAAAGGAUAUUGUACAAGUUGAUAUCUGGUCUUCACUCCUCUAUUUCAAUCCAUAUAGCUGCAGAUUAUCUACUUGACGAAUCCAAAAACUUGUGGGGACAAAAUCUUACAUUGAUGUAUGAUCGGGUUUUGAGAUACCCUGAUCGCGUUCGAAACUUGUACUUUUCAUUCCUCUUUGUUCUCCGAGCUGUGACAAAGGCUGCUGAGUACUUGGAACAAGCUGAAUACGACACUGGUAACCCUACUGAAGACCUCCGGACACAUUCGUUGAUGAGACAGCUGCUUUACAAUUCAAAACUUCAAGCAGCAUGUCCCCUCCCAUUUGACGAGGCUAAGUUGUGGAAAGGCCAACGUGGACCUGAACUGAAGCAGAAGAUUCAAGAACGAUUUCGGAACAUUAGUGCUUUGAUGGACUGUGUAGGUUGCGAGAAGUGUCGACUGUGGGGAAAGCUUCAGGUUCUUGGUCUUGGUACCGCAUUGAAAAUCCUCUUCUCUGAUAAUGGCCGGGAGCACUUGGGUCAGACUCUGCAGUUACAACGGAAUGAAGUGAUUGCCUUGAUGAAUCUACUCAAUCGACUAUCUGAAUCUGUCAAACUUGUGCCUGAGAUGGGACCUGCCGUUGAAUUGAGCAUUGGACAGAUCUCUUCACCAUUUUCUCCAAGUAAUCUAUGGCAAAGAGUAUGGGGAUUGUUAUUUAAAUCAUAGCAAACAUGAACUUGCUGAUGGGAACACAACUUCGGAGCAAAACACACUUGAAAGAUAGAUUAGGAAGCUAAGCGUUUAAAAGAAGAAUUCCAUAGACAGGAUAUAACACAACCAUGUAGAGGCGUACUUUUUUAAGAAAUACAACGGUGGCCGAUUGCAAUUAUUUUCUUUUUGUAAGAAGGUAUAAACAUUGAAUGUUAGCGUUGAACAUUUUUGUACUUCUCAUUCAAAAUGAAAAAAGAAAAAUAAAAUGUUCAGAUAA
Messenger RNA from Ricinus communis (castor bean), 1904 nucleotides. RefSeq names its product endoplasmic reticulum oxidoreductin-1. Gene Ontology annotation, cellular component: endoplasmic reticulum membrane; endoplasmic reticulum. Gene Ontology annotation, molecular function: protein-disulfide reductase activity; FAD binding; thiol oxidase activity. Gene Ontology annotation, biological process: protein folding in endoplasmic reticulum. Bases 248 to 1642 code for a protein of 464 amino acids. NCBI's taxonomy places the organism in Eukaryota, Viridiplantae, Streptophyta, Magnoliopsida, Malpighiales, Euphorbiaceae. The record is from RefSeq and is a predicted model, not a curated record. The transcript has 10 exons.